AUGAUUCUGAAAGGUGUGACGGAGUCUGCUAUAGGUGUGCUUGUGACCCAGUUCAAGGCGAAUGCUGGCAGCAAUGGUUCCUCUGACACACUGAGCAGAGAUGAGUUCCACAGUCUGGUUACAUCAGAGCUCCGUAACUUUAUCAAGAAUGCUGCCGACCCCGCUGCCAUUGACCAACUCAUGAGCUCAUUGAACAAGAACAAUGACGGAGAGCUAAACUUCCUGGAGUUCUGGCUGCUAAUUGGGCAUCUUGCAAGCAAGCAUGGGGGGUUUAGCCUAUAGAGUGUCCUCAGUUACUCUGUUACAGUUUUAUGUGUUACCGACUUGUCUGUGUGCCAUACAGUUUAAAAUAAAUGUGAAAACAGCCAAAUGGAAAAUACCCUAAAGUCAAUUUCAACUGCACAACGCCGUGUUUUUACCAGUAGUGUGUGUUUCUUCUAACACAGUCCUCUCACCAGCAACUGCCAAACUGGCACAGACUGUUACAGAAUACUAUUUCAGCAAUAUUAGAACCAGUACUAGCUGUUUCCCAGCAUAAACACAAACACACACUCACAGCUGCUUGUGCUUGCAGGUCUAUGAGGGAGUUUAACAUCUCCUUCCUGGAAACAAACAGAGGUGUGGCAGAUCAGGAUUUUCUGUUUAAAGGUGGAAUUAAAAUGUCAACAAAAUGUUUUUAAAAACAAAGUGUGUGUUUCUUGCUGCUCAGGCCUAAAGAUGACAGUUUGUUCAAAUGUUUCCUUUCUACUGAACACUAUCUUUCAAUUCUUUGCACAAGUGAGUAAAGUUUCAGGGUGUGGCUUGAGUACAUCUGUCUGUUGGGAAAGCUUUGAA
This is a messenger RNA of Perca flavescens (yellow perch), 834 nucleotides long. Its product is annotated as protein S100-A11. Lineage: Eukaryota; Metazoa; Chordata; Actinopteri; Perciformes; Percidae. The coding region runs from base 1 to 282 and encodes 93 amino acids. Gene Ontology annotation, molecular function: calcium ion binding; transition metal ion binding; calcium-dependent protein binding. Gene Ontology annotation, cellular component: perinuclear region of cytoplasm. The record is from RefSeq and is a predicted model, not a curated record. The transcript is spliced from 3 exons.